AUGAAGUACAUCGCUGCAUUCUCAGUUUGGGCCGCCUCCGUAGCAAGUAGUGUCGCCGCGUACACUCCAGUUUCUGGAAUAUAUCCUCUGAAUGCGAGCAAGUCCAGCAUCGCGACUACUUAUGGCGGAAAUUGGCCCGGAGGAAUGUGUUCCUUCUCCGAUUAUCCACAUGUUGGCCUGAAUGGCGUCGCCCUUGGAGGUGCGCAAUGGUUCGGCGCAGCUGGAUGUGGUGCUUGCAUCAAGAUUACUGGGGCAAGCGGAUCUGUGACUGCCAUGGUCAACGAUCAGUGCCCGGAAUGUAAUAACAACCACCUUGAUCUCGACGAGGCUUACGCCGCCAAAGUAGACGCUAACUUUAGGACCAAAGGCAUCUUUGAUAUCAAAUGGGAGUUUGUCCCUUGCACCGUAUCUGGCAAUCUACAAUUCAAGAAUAAAGAGGGCACCAGUCAAUGGUAUUUCGCUAUGCAAGUUCGCAACUCUCGGCUGCCUAUCGACACUCUCGAAGUGAGCACUAACAACGGUGCAAGCUGGACCAAGGUCAAUCGUGAACCAUACAACUUCUUUACUGCCUACAGUGGGUUUGGUGAAGUUGUUGACGUCCGAGUCACUUCUACCACUGGCCAGCAGAUUAUUCAGAAGGGUAUCAAGGUGUCAAGUGGCAGCAUCGUUCAGGGCACUCAGCAAUUCUCCGUCUGA
Rhizoctonia solani is the source of this 696-nucleotide messenger RNA. Its product is annotated as expansin-yoaJ. The record is from RefSeq and is a predicted model, not a curated record. NCBI's taxonomy places the organism in Eukaryota, Fungi, Basidiomycota, Agaricomycetes, Cantharellales, Ceratobasidiaceae. The transcript is spliced from 4 exons. Bases 1 to 696 code for a protein of 231 amino acids. Gene Ontology annotation, biological process: defense response to fungus; defense response to bacterium.